Molecule: messenger RNA, 2574 nt
Organism: Parasteatoda tepidariorum (common house spider)
Lineage: Eukaryota; Metazoa; Arthropoda; Arachnida; Araneae; Theridiidae
Gene: Rab6
Product: RAS oncogene family member Rab6
Molecular function (GO): GTPase activity; GTP binding
Source: RefSeq, a predicted model, not a curated record
GUUGAAAACGAUGAAUCGAUUCGAAAUAUGCCCAUCCCAAAGCAGAAGACGUGUUGGAUUUGUUGUGAACGGUUUUGAAGUUGCGGUUGCUUACCUGUCAUCGUAAGAGAACAGGAGAUUUAUCUGUCAUUCCCAACGAUUAAAAAUGUCAACUUCUGGAGAUUUUGGAAAUCCUUUAAGAAAAUUUAAACUUGUUUUCUUAGGUGAACAGAGUGUGGGUAAGACAUCAUUGAUUACAAGAUUUAUGUAUGAUAGUUUUGACAACACAUAUCAGGCUACCAUAGGUAUUGAUUUCUUAUCAAAAACAAUGUAUCUAGAAGAUAGAACUGUUAGAUUGCAAUUGUGGGACACAGCUGGACAGGAAAGGUUUCGUAGCUUAAUCCCCAGUUAUAUUCGUGAUUCAACUGUGGCUGUUGUAGUCUAUGACAUCACAAAUGCUAAUUCAUUCCAUCAGACAUCAAAAUGGGUUGAAGACGUCAGAACGGAAAGAGGCUGUGAUGUAAUAAUUAUGUUAGUUGGCAAUAAAACAGAUUUAGCUGACAAAAGGCAAGUGACAACAGAAGAAGGUGAAAGGAAAGCAAAGGAGCUAAACGUUAUGUUUAUAGAAACCAGUGCAAAAUCUGGAUACAAUGUCAAACAGCUUUUCAGGCGCGUAGCUGCAGCUUUGCCAGGAAUGGAAACUCCUGAAAGAACAAAAGAGGAUAUUGUUGAUGUGGAUCUCAAAGAUGCUCCUAGUGAACCGCCUAAGCCGGAUGGUGGUUGCAUGUGCUGAAAUGUUGUUUUGAAUUUGGCUUAUAUGGCUGCUUGCCUUGGCUGGUCCAAUUUUGUACUUAAUCCCUUAAGAAGACUCAAGUCAUAUCUAAUAAAAGUCUUCUACAUAGCAUUUUUUUGCAGACUGCUUGAGUUAUAUUUAUUUAAGAGAUACAUUAACGCGUUAAUAGCAUUUUUGAUUUAUGUUCGUAAUUAGUUCUGUUUUUUAUUAUUUUUUUUAUUGACUGCAUGAUGAAAGCAGCUUGUGUUAAUUUAUUUCAUAUAUUUUUUUUAUUUCUUAUUAUUAUCUUACUCUCACUAAAACAUCCUUGGAAAUUGUGAUUUAUUGUGUGUGUAUAUAUGAAGAAUACGUAGUUUGUAUGUAAGUUGAGAAAAUUUGUGUAAAAACUAAAAAAGUAUCUUCUUUAUAAGUACAGUUGACUCUCAAUAUAUUGAACCCUGUCAUCUAGCAAAAAAGGCUAUUGUAAUGUUAGGUAUUGAUAAUGUGAAUUUACAAAAGUAACAUAAAUAUUUAUUUGUAACUGAUAAAUGCUGGAUUAAGUUUGACUAAACCAUAGUUAAAAAGUAUUGGGACCCUGACAAAAUAAUUGAUAAUUAUGUAACAUAACAUAUGUUGCGAGCAACCAUUUUCUAUAAAUAGCUAAUACCCAGAAAACUUUUAAGUCUUAACAAAAUCAAGAGGAAUAAAUUUACAACAUGUACCAAACAUAUACCAACUAAAUCAUAUAGGACGCCAAGAUUUGGAAAAAAAAUAAACAAUACAAUUUUCAAACCAUUAAAGUUUGUUUCUUAAAUUAAAAAGAGAAAGAAAGAUCUUUUGACAAAUGAAAAUACAGUACCUACCCGUUUAAAUGCAAUAAAUGUGUAACAGGCAUCAUGUUGAUUUUACGGUGAUGCAAUAUUCUCUUUCAAUUAUUUAAAGUAAACUCUAAUUCACAUACUUUUGUAGUCCAAACCCAAUUAGAAUAAUAAUAUAUUCAAAAUUAUUUAAAGAUCUUUCACAUUUAUUUUGCAGAAAAAUGGUGGUUUAAAUUUCUAUAAAGUACUGUCGAGUAACCAAUUUUCAAUGGAAGAAUAACUUAUUUUCAAAGUGCAAAAGAGGUUCACUCUUGUUUAAGAAAAGAUCUCGAUGAAAAAAAAAAUUACAUUAGUUCAAUUCAUAUGUUCUUAUGAACAUGAAAAUAAUGUAUGUAAUUUUGCAUCUGUGGAACAUAAAAGGAAACUUAAUGUACUUCUUGUCAAUAAGAAUAAAUAACUAAAUAAUAGAGGAAUAAAUAAAUGGAAGAAUCAAUACUAAAAUAUAUAUACCGUAUUAAUAAACUUGUCGAAACAAAAAUAUUCCUAGAUAUGAUUUUAAUCUUUUCUAAAACUUUAAAAACUUUCUAAAACUUAUCUAUUUUUGCUGAGAAUUUCUUGGAGAUGAAAAGGAAAAAAUCAAAUUACAUUUUGUUUGCUAAGUGAAAUAAAUUAGCAUAUUUUAAGCAAUAAAAGUUUAGUGGGUUAAGUAUUCAAAGUAGCAUGCUAUUGACAUACGUAAAUAACAUUGCAUCUAUGGAAUAACAAAAGGGUUGUUAAUAAUGGAAAGGAUGUUGAUAUAGUGGUCAGAUGUAAUAAUAAUAAAUGUAGUCUGUAUUUGUAAAUUUAAAGAGACAAUAAUCUUUCUGGAUAUAAUUUUAAUCUUUUCUAAAACUUUAAAAGGAUGAUUUUAUUUAGAAGUAUUUACAGGGUAUCUGUGCACCUGGAAAUUCAUGAAUUUCGGUAUUGAACAAAAUUUGCCAUGAAAUGUCAUGAUUUUUACUGUUU